Molecule: messenger RNA, 960 nt
Organism: Magnolia sinica
Lineage: Eukaryota; Viridiplantae; Streptophyta; Magnoliopsida; Magnoliales; Magnoliaceae
Exons: 2
Coding region: 1-960 (319 amino acids)
Source: RefSeq, a predicted model, not a curated record
AUGGAAGAGCCCGCUCAAAUCCGUACCAUCUUCGGAGGUUCGUCUGGUGGAGGAGAUUCGAAUAGGGCACGGAAAGCCCAUUCCCGGAAGCCUAACCUGGAACAUUACGUCCAUUUAACCGAGCGACCCAGUAAGGAACUCCGCGUCAACCCGUGCACUCUGACCUUCACAGAAGAAGACGCACACGGAAUCCACCAUCCACAUGAUGAUGCCCUAGUGGUUACUAUGACCAUAGCGAACCGUAAAGUAUACCGCAUCUUGGUUGACACCGAGAGCUCAGCCGAUGUGAUGUAUUCCGAAGCCUUUGAAAGAAUGAGGAUUCCGAGGUCUCAUCUCAGGCCUGUGAAGACCCCACUGCAUGGCUUUGCCAGGGAAAGAGUGAUCUCCGAAGGAGCCAUCUCCUUCCCGGUGACUGCCGGAGAAGGACAACAUCAAAUCACACUCAUGGUGGACUUCCUAGUUGUUAAUGUACCAUCAGUACACAACGUCAUUCUAGGCAGACCUUCUCUCAAUGCGAUGAGAGCAGCUGUCUCCACGUAUCAUCCAAUGAUGAAAUUCCCCACCAAGGACGGAAUAGGCCAUCUCCGAGACGAUCAGCGGGAAGCUCGGAGACGUUAUGCAAUGGCAGUAAAGAAAGGUUCAAUUAAGCAAUCACUCACCAUCAACAUACUGGACCCCAGAGGGCUUGUGGAAGGCUCGUCCGUGGAAGACCUAGAGAAGCCUUCUUAUGACAACACAGGGAUGUCUUCGCAUGGUCCCACCAAGAUGUCCAAAAUUUCUCCGGAUGUCAUAGCGCACAGGCUGAACGUGGAUCCAGAUCACAGACCUGUCAAGCAGAAGAGAAGGUCGUUUGACGCCGAACGAUAUGAAGCAAUAGCUAACGAGGUCUCUGUUCUGCUUGACGUCGGAUUCAUAGAAGAGUACAUUAUCUUGACUGGAUUACGAAUGUGGUCCUUGUGA